Phalaenopsis equestris is the source of this 2716-nucleotide messenger RNA. RefSeq names its product kinesin-like protein KIN-14H. The transcript has 17 exons. The coding region runs from base 124 to 2544 and encodes 806 amino acids. Lineage: Eukaryota; Viridiplantae; Streptophyta; Magnoliopsida; Asparagales; Orchidaceae. Gene Ontology annotation, biological process: microtubule-based movement. The record is from RefSeq and is a predicted model, not a curated record. Gene Ontology annotation, molecular function: microtubule motor activity; microtubule binding; ATP binding.
AAAAAUUUGAAACUGCGCUCCCACUUCUACUCCGCGGUUCGUCCUCUGUCUCCAUCGAAACCCUAAGUUCUCCAUCCUAACGGGCUAACCCUCCCCGUAUUUGUCUGUCCCCGCCCUUAAACGAUGCAUACCAGGAACCAGAACAGAGCCCCCACGAUCCAGGGGAACAAGGUUUCACAAAGUCUUUCUAAUAAGAACGAGCUUUUGCAUGAAGAACAGUUUGAUAAGCGGCGGAAGAUUGGAGGAGGGACGAUGGCGGGGACGCGCUCUCGUCCACCUCUGUCGGCAGUAAAUGCGCUACCUGGGAGUAGCGGUACUGUGCCGGCUUCGGAAAGGUCUAAUGGAGACAACGCUGGAGGCCAACUCGAGUUUAAAUCAAGAGAGGAUGUAGAGAAAUUGCUAGCUGAAAAGCUAAAUCCUAAGAAUAGAAAUAAUGAUAAGGGAAGGAUUAUGGAGCUGCGGGAUAGCAUCAAGAAGUUCAGGACCUGUAUCAACUGGUACAUGGAGCUCGAAGAUGGAUAUCUGGCAGAGUUGGAGAAGCUUCGUGGCAUGUUGGAAUCAGAGCAGAGAAGACAUUGUGACAUUGAGGCCCAAAUGAAUUGCAAGAUUGAUGAGCUAAAUUUGUUGAUCGAGGAACAUCAGAAACAUGUGGUGUCCCUGGAGGAGAGUCUUAGGAAGGCAAAGGCUGACAAAUUGGCUGCUAUUGAAUCUUAUGAGAAAGAGGCUGAGGCAAAGGCUGCAUCUGAAAAAUUACGUUGUGGUCUCUUGGAAGAGCUUGAAAAAACCACUGAAGGUAUAAAGUAUCUUAAUGAUCAGAUAAAAAUGAUUCAAGAGACAAACAAACGGCUGCAAGAGUAUAAUACCAGUCUUCAACAGUAUAACAACAACUUACAGGCUGAAGCUAUGAAGAACGGCGAUACUGUAACAAAGUUGCAAAAGGAUAAGACUGCGAUGAUGGAGACUCUCGCUGGAUUAAGGGAUCAAUCCAGCUUGCUUAAGAAUCAACUUGAUGCCAUUAGGUCCUCUCAACAAGAAGCACUUAAGCAGAGAGAGGAAUACAAGAAGGAAGUAGAUUGUCUCAGAGGCGAAUUGCAACAAGUCAGGGUGGAUCGUGAUCACCAACUAGAACACAUUCAACUCAUGAAUGUGGAGCUUAAAAAAUAUGAAGAAGUUAACGGAAAGUCUAGUAGGGAUAAAGAUAUUGCUCUAACAAAGGCUCAUGCACUUGAGGAGACCUGUUCUUUGCAACAAGAUCAAAUAAAAAGUUUGCACUAUCAGCUGACAAUUGCAACUGAGAAGCUCAAGAAGGCUGAUUUGACAACGAUUGAGAUCAAACAAGAAAAUGAAGCUAAAAAUAAGUUGGUUGAUGGCCUGCAAAGUCGUGUCACUGAUUUAGAAUGUCAACUUGUUGAAGGAGAAAAACUACGGAAGAAACUACAUAACACCAUUUUGGAGUUGAAAGGAAACAUUCGAGUUUUUUGUAGAGUACGACCCACUUUACCCACUAUUGACUGUAGUGGAGAUGAUGGGACAGUUGUGUCGUAUCCACCUGGUGUUGAGUAUCUUGGACGUGGGAUUGAUUUGACGCAUAAUGGUCAAAGCUAUUCAUUUGCUUUUGACCAAGUAUUUAGUCAUGAGUCAUCUCAAGCGGAUGUAUUUUAUGAAAUCUCACAGCUUGUGCAAAGUGCACUUGAUGGAUAUAAGGUUUGCAUUUUUGCCUAUGGACAAACUGGUUCAGGCAAAACUUAUACUAUGAUGGGGAGACCUGAAUCUGAAGAGCAAAAAGGAUUAAUACCACGAUCCUUGGAACAAAUCUUUGAGACUAGUCAAUCCUUGAAAUACCAGGGGUGGAAAUACAAAAUGCAGGCAUCAAUGUUGGAGAUAUACAAUGAAACAAUCCGUGAUUUAUUAUCUCCAAGUCGAUGUAACAACAUUGAUACGACUCAUGCUAAUAAGCUGUAUACAAUAAAACAUGAUUCAGCUGGUAACACAUUUGUGUCUGACCUUACCGUGGUAGAUGUAUGCAGCAUAAAUGAAGUCUCUUUCCUUCUUAAUCAAGCAGCACAGAGCAGGUCUGUUGGCAAGACACAAAUGAAUGAACAAUCAUCAAGGAGUCAUUUUGUUUUCACCCUAAGAAUAUCUGGAUUCAAUGAUUCCACAGAACAACAGGUCCAAGGUGUUUUGAACCUAAUAGAUCUUGCUGGAAGUGAACGUCUUGCCAAAAGUGGCUCAACUGGUGACCGCCUAAAGGAAACUCAAGCGAUCAAUAAAAGCUUAUCAUCUUUGAGUGAUGUAAUAUUUGCAAUUGCCAAGAAAGAUGAUCACGUGCCUUAUAGAAACUCAAAAUUGACGUACCUUCUUCAACCUUGCCUUGGGGGUGAUUCAAAAACGCUGAUGUUUGUCAACAUUUCCCCCGAGGCUUCAUCAGCCGGUGAAUCUAUCUGCUCGCUCCGGUUUGCUGCACGUGUUAAUUCCUGCGAGAUUGGGGUACCUCGUCGCCACACGCAAAUGAGGCCAUUAGAUUCCAGAUUAAGCUAUGGAUGAGGACAAUACUUUCACUUAACAAAGUUCUCUUUGCUACAGAUUUAACAACAAUGUAUCAUUUAGUAAUGCUCUCUAUCUUUCUACCAAUUCAUGGAAAGGUAUGUUAUAUAUUUGGAUGUGAGCAUUGUUUCAUAAGCGUGUAAGUUAAUCUAAAAGGAUUCUCUCUUUAUAC